CUGAUGCUGAGGGGGACCCGCACAGUGAUGGAGCGGCGAUUUCGUUGAAAAGGAUGCAGUAAACACCCUUGUCAGUUGACAAGGGAGCAGUUUUUCUCACUGCAUCACAGCCCUCUAACGGGCACUCUGUUCUCCAACUCAGUAAACUUCAGAAGAUGUAUGGCAGUGCGCGGGCUGUCGGCCACAUUGAGGGCAACCCUGCAUGCUCCCCACGGCUGCCUCGUUCCCCACGGUUGGGACACCGUCGGGCCAACAGCGGCAGUUCGGGUGGCAAAACCUUAUCUAUGGAGAACAUCCAGUCCCUCAAUGCUGCCUACGCAACAUCUGGUCCCAUGUACUUGAGCGACCAUGAAGGUGUUGGAUCCACAGCUACUUACCCUAAAGGUACCAUGACGCUCGGUCGGGCCACAAGUCGAGCGAUGUAUGGUGGCCGGGUCACCGCUAUGGGCAGCACCCCCAAUAUUGCCUCGGUGGGGCUUCACCAUGCCGACCUGUUGGCAUAUGGUGAUCUAGGCUCACUGUCUAUGCUCCACCACCAAGUAACGCCCUCUGCCCUUCUGCGGCAGGCAGUCAGAGGUGGAGGAGGAGAACUUUUGGAGUUCCAAGCGCAGCUACGAGACAUGCAGAGAGAAAACGAGCUUCUUCGGAGAGAACUAGACCUGAAGGACAGCAAGUUGGGCUCCUCCACCAACAGCAUUAAGAGCUUCUGGAGUCCAGAGCUAAAGAAGGAGCGAGUUAUGAGAAAGGAGGAGACAGCUCGGACCUCCAUCCUGAAAGAACAGAUGCGGGUGACCCACGAGGAGAAUCAGCACCUGUUGGACGACAGGAGAACAAAGCACCUCCAGUUGAACAUUCAGGCCCUGCAGGAUGAGUUGCGGACACAACGUGACCUAAACCAUCUCCUCCAGCAGGAGAGUGGCUCGCGGUCAAGCGGUGGCGAGCACUUCACCACCAUCGAGCUGACCGAAGAGAACUUCCGCAGGCUCCAAGCUGAACACGACCGGCAGGCCAAGGAGCUCUUUCUCCUAAGGAAGACUCUAGAGGAAAUGGAGCUGAGGAUCGAGACACAGAAGCAGACACUGGGAGCCAGAGACGAGUCCAUUAAGAAGCUGUUGGAGAUGCUACAAAGUAAAGGGCUGCCCCCAGCUUCAGGGAGAGCAUUGGAUGAGGAAGAACAUGAGCGAGCCAGACGUAUUGCUGAGGCUGAAGCUCAGCUCGGCCAUCUAGAGGUCAUAUUAGACCAGAAAGAGAAGGAGAACAUCCAUAUAAGAGAGGAGCUCCAUCGGCGAAACCAGCAUCACCCAGACCCAGGCAAAACUAAAGCGCUUCAAACUAUCAUAGAGAUGAAGGACAACAAAAUCGCUUCCCUGGAAGGUAGCAUUCGGGACCUGGAAGACGAGAUUCAGAUGUUGAAGGCAAAUGGAUUGCUGAACACAGAGGACCGCGAGGAGGAGAUCAAACAGAUGGAGGUCUACAAGAAUCACUCCAAGUUCAUGAAGUCCAAGAUUGACCAAAUAAAGCAGGAGCUCUCGAAAAAAGAGUCUGAGCUUUUGGCUCUGCAAACAAAGCUGGAAACUUUGAACAACCAGAAUUCAGACUGCAAACAGCAUAUCGAAGUGCUUAAAGAGUCACUUACUGCCAAAGAGCAACGUGCUGCCAUCCUACAAACAGAGGUGGAUGCUCUUAGACUGCGUCUGGAGGAGAAGGAGUCGUUCCUUAAUAAGAAGACGAAGCAACUGCAAGAUUUGACGGAGGAGAAAGGAACACUCGCUGGGGAGAUCAGAGAUAUAAAAGACAUGCUAGAAGUUAAGGAACGCAAGAUCAACGUCCUACAGAAGAAGAUUGAGAAUCUUCAAGAGCAGCUGAGGGAUAAAGAUAAACAGUUGGGUAAUCUGAAAGACAGGGUAAAAUCUCUCCAGACCGACUCUAGCAACACAGAUACUGCCCUCGCCACUCUGGAGGAAGCACUGUCCGAGAAGGAGCGAAUUAUCGAACGCCUGAAAGAACAGCGAGAAAGAGAAGACCGAGAGAGAGUUGAGGAGGUGGACUCGUAUAAAAAAGAAAAUAAAGACCUGAAAGAGAAGGUGAAUAAUUUACAGCUGGAGCUGACAGAGAAAGAGUCGAGUCUCAUAGAUUUAAAGGAACACGCCUCGUCGUUGGCCUCAUCCGGUCUCAAGAAAGACUCCAAACUCAAGUCCCUUGAGAUCGCAAUUGAGCAGAAGAAGGAGGAAUGUAAUAAACUCGAGACACAGUUACAAAAGCAAGCAGAGCAGCUGUUCAGUCAUAUGAACAAUCUUAAAGCCCAUGAGGUGGAGAUAAAGCAGAGCUCACGUGGGAACCCUGAGUUUGGGGACCGGGUCAAACUGUUGGAGAAGGAGGUGUCCUUCUACAAAGAAGAGUCCAGCAAAGCCCAGAAUGAGGUGGAGAGGUUACUGGAGAUACUGAGUGAGGUGGAGACUGAGAAAAAUGACAAGGAUAAGAAGAUCGCAGAACUGGAGAGCCCCCCUUACCCAUCUGUGUCCGCUGCCCGCCCCUCGCCCCGCCCUGGUGGCAGAGCCCCCUCUGACCCUCUCCCCUCUGUGUCCGCUGCCCCCCAACAGAUUGGGGGCAUGGUGUGGGACUUCCUGGGAAAGCAAAGCAAGGAUCAAAAUAAAAAGGGCCCAGGCAUCAAGCUUGGCCCACAGAUGGACAACCCAAAGAUGGAAGAGGUAAUGAAUGUUUUGGAGAAGACGAGACAGGAGCUGGAUGCUACCAAACAGCGUCUGUCUUCCACCCAGCAGUCUCUGACCGAGCGAGACAGCCAUUUGACCAACCUCAGACAGGAACGUAGAAAACAACUUGAGGAGAUCUUGGAGAUGAAACAACAGGCUCUGCUCGCUGCCAUUAGUGAAAAGGAUGCUAACAUCGCUCUGUUAGAGCUGUCAUCCUCCAACAAGAAGAAGACUCAAGAGGAAGUUUUGGCCCUGAAGAGAGAAAAGGAUAGACUGAUGCAUCAACUCAAACAACAGACGCAGAGCAGGAUGAAACUGAUUGCCGACAACUACGAGGAUGACCACUACCACCUUCAUGCUCCACCCCCCAUAUGCAACCCCUCCACCCCCAAACCCAACCCCAGAUCCCCUACCCACAAGGCCCACAACCUCACCAGCCCCCUUACCCACACGCACCACAUCCCCAACACUCUCAGCCUCCACCCCACCACCCACAACAACCCCCCCAGCCACAAUAUCCCCACCCGCAACACCCUCAACAGCCUGGUCAACACCCACACCUGCCCAGACCCCAACAGCCACACCCUCAACACCCUCAUACCGGGGUCCCUCCACAGCAGCAUCCACACCCCCAGCACCCCCACGGGCCCCCACCUCAGCAAGGCCCCCACCCUCAGCCCCUCCCACACCCGCAGCAGCACCCCCAUCACCCCCCACACCCCGGACCUCAGGGCCCACACCAACGACAACCUCCACCUCUACACCAUCGAGGUCCAGGCCGUGGGCCGCCCCAUCCCGGACACCGACCCACCCCAGACCAGGAUGAUGAAGAAGGAAUUUGGGCUUAAACAUUUCAAAACCAAAGCAAUGAUAUUGUUUUAUGGGACAAUUCAAUCACUAAUGGAGGAACAAAGCCAUGCCAUGCAAAUAAAAUUACACAUUGUCCACUUAGCCAGUCUUUAUCUAUAAUCAGUUUCAUUCUUUUGGAUGGGGCCCCACUAUAUCCAUGCAUUAAGGAAAGAGGCAGAGCAUUAGUGUGAGUGGGAGGAGCAAAGCUGGAGAUGACCACCUGAGCAGAUGAAUAAAAAACAAAAUAGACAGGAAGACUGGAUUAUAGAGCAGUGUCACUUCCUGGUGCAGUCCUUUUUCAAAAGACGUUUGCCUUGAAGACUCUCAUUGCUCAAUCAUCAUAAGAUGAGAGACAUGCUCAGCUGCAGCUGCUGUUAUCCUGGUUGUUACAUGCUACCAGUGCAUGCAUAUAGUGUCUGGCCCCUCCCCUUCAUAGUCUGGCCCCACCCACUCUAAUCUAGCCCCACCUCUUGAAAGAAGCAACAAAUCAAUCCACCUAAUUGACUGCACUCAUUCAAGCCUUGAUAACGCACAUCACAUACUAACCAGAUUUGCCCAUUUGUUCUUGCUUGAGCUCCACUCCAAACCCCAGGACUAGUCUGCAUUUAAGUUGUCAUGCACCUAUGUACCUCCAACAGGGACCAUUUCAAAUGGUGCUUUAACUGGUGUUCAGGCCCAAGAGAUGGAGACAGCCAUGGCUACAAUCUGCAGUUAAUUAGAUUUCUAGUAAUCUAUGGACAUCAACUGAUCAGGCUGUCUGUGCUUUUGUCUGUAACGCUGUAAUGCUCCAGGACAUCAUCGUGCAAGUUCUGUUCAAUUCUAUGGAAGUUAAUUGAGAUGUUUUUCCAACCUAUACCUGCAGGUUGUAGUUUUAUGUUCCACAGAUCACAGGUAGGUCUAGAAUGUCCCAGAGCUCACAAGAGUGAUUGGUUAGACUUGUUUGCAGGGCCAGUUCACACUGAGUGUCCCAUAAACGGGAUGGCUUUCCUCCUUUAACUUACCACCCCACCAGGUAUUGGCGAAGCUACCACCAGGAGCUAAAACGCCCAACCCAAACUUCUCAUAGUGUCACAACAUGGUGGCGAGUGCCUAUUUAUAUAUAGAUAGUAGAUAUAUACAUAGAGAAAUAAUAGCUAAAUAAAGUGUGUCUACUGUAGACAGACAAUUGUGUCAGAUAUCCAAGAGAACGGUUUCCAUUUUCUUAUGUGUGUUACCAUCAUCUGUUUGGCCCUCACAGUGCUCCUGUUAUAAGAUCUUGGCACUGGGGUCUAUGCAAAAUAUUAAACAAAUAACAAAAGGUCUUUUUGCAGGAACUAUGGUGGAAUUUACGGAAUCUUUAUCUAGAAAAAGCUUUAUGUUGCACCUUGCAAGAACAAAACAAAAUUAUAAAAAGCAAUGAGAUCUGUUUGAAAUGUCUACAACAUUAUGGACUGAAACCUGAAAUUGAGGGUAAGAAGCAUUAUCAACAUUGUUAAAGUGAAAAAUUUCAUUGAGAUGGCCAAUAUAUUGUUAAGAUAGCUUACGUUGUCUUAAAUGUGUCAUUUCACUGCUGUUGUCUGUAGUUGUAGAGUUCUCAUUUGGACUUUUGCAAAAUCGUUCAGAAUAUGGCCAAGAUCUGACUGUUAAUAUUGAACUGUUUGUGCUUCCAUGUUGCAUUUAAUGCUCUUGCUUUCCAAAUGCCUUUCAAACGACUUCUGUUGAGUCUCUUGUUUUUGAAUGUUCAGUGUCAGUCUUACAUUGCUUAUUCUCUGGAAAGUUCCUGUUGCAUCCUAGAACAUUUAGCUGGUGUGGUUCUACAACAAACAGUUGCUGAUCCAGAAUAUCUUUACUGUGUGAUUCCCUGUUCUGUCUCUUGGAUGUUUUGAGUCCUUUUUUGCUAAUGGCAAUUCAGUUUCAAACACAAUGAGUGUUUUAGCUGAAAUUCUAACUCUGUGUCCUAACUAGGCACUAUGCAAUGGGCGACAGGUGAUAAAACAGUUUUCGUCCUAGCCAGUCGUGACAAGCGAUGGGCAACGGGUGAUUUCUGUCAUGUCCCACUGGACAGACCAAUCCUAAAAUGAAAUCUCACUGGCCAAAACUUCUGAUUGGCUGUGAUUGUAUGUCAUGCAAUAUUUUCACUUUUAGGCCAGAAACAUAUGCAGAUGCAGGCACUUGGCCAAGGCAUUCUCAACGCAUGGUCUGGUUAAUGCUGAACAUGCGUUCUUGCAUUUCUGUGCAGUAACAAAUCUCAGUUCACAAGUGGUCAAGAGAGUUAUCUUCAAAAGUCUUUGCCAUUAAACUGGUUGUGUUAUUCGGGUAAGUUGCAAGAACUACUGUACAGUGACUUACUUGCUCAGCAAUAUUCUCUUCAAACUGUUGCUUCCCCAUGACAGUGGUUGUCUUGAAAGAGAAAACUCACCGUAGAAGCAAACAGUUCAAACAGUUCAAACUAAUGUCCGUCAUAGCGCCCCUUGCAGCAACAUUGAGUGUUCAGCGCCUACUAGCAUUGUUAAAAAUUGCAUUCGGACACAUUUUAGAACACAACAAUGCACAAAAUUGAGCUUGUGUAGCUAGAUGCGUCUGCGUUCAUGUACUUGCAUAGGCCUUUAAGGUGUAAGCUCAAUUUCGUUCAUUGUAUGUUUUUACUUGCGUAAAGUAGGUUUUGUUUUUGCGUGUCGACAGGCAAAUUGUUGCAUCGCUUCUGGUUAGGACUGUUUAAUGUUUUGUUGUCUGUCUGUUGUGCAAGUCUAUAAUUGUACUAUUAGACACAGCAAGAGGACAAAACACAUCAAACCUUACCUUCUUGGAGGUGUAUUGAGGUCCUUUUUUAACUAUUGAAUACUUGAAGUAGGGCUGAUCUCCUGCCUUGGUAAAAAAAAUAUGUUAUAUAGAAUAAAGCAAAAAGAGUGAUGAUGAUGCAUGAUUAUUUACAUUAUGUGCCAACACUGGGCUGUGGUGAAGACAGGUCUAAUAGAUCUAAAUGCGAAAUACUGAAGACUUAAAUAAUGAGAUAUACUGUAAUAAAAAAGAAAACAAGUUCCAGCCCUGUAGGGACUUUAAAACUCUGACUUAUGGGCCUCUGGUUUGAGCACAGGUCCAAAAUAAAGAGAACAAAAAGAUCUCUCUAUAUAUUUAUUUUUGUUGUGUGCCAGUUGCAUUGUUUAUUUUAUUCAUGAUGUCAAAAAAUACAAAUAAACCACUGUGACAAAUGCCAGAAAAAAAAGAGUAAUUCUAAGAAAAUAUUGUUUUUACUUUUUUUUUUUUUUUAGAUGUUUGUUACAUUGUUUUGUUUUUAUAUUAUUGUUCAUUCUUUUUUUUUUUUUUUUACAUGUCAGUUUGGGGCUGUAUUGUACAAUUAGUUUUUCAUUUUAUUUCUUGCACAGCAGUGAAAACUAGUCUGAUUUGAGCGUCAGCAUGCUGAAUGAUACAGUGUGAACGUUGGGUUCAUUUUCCAUGGUGCAUCAGUUGGCAUUAUGAUGGUGUAAUGUGUUUGAGAAUGGUGUAUCCUCACCCCCACCCACUGCCAGUGGAUUGCCCGUGCAUCAAAAUAAACGUGUUCGCAUGUAUUCAGGGUGCAGAUUUGAGAUGCUGAAUGAGUGUGGAAUAUUCUUGCAUGAUUGUGUCUUUGUAUGCAAUUGUAGGUUUGUAAAAGUGUGUGUGUGUGGGUGAGAGAGAGACAGCAGAAAAUAAGGUGCGAGAGGUGUUCAGUGUGAAAUCUGUGUCAUGUUUGAUGUAUUUAAACACUGUUGGGCUUACCUCCGAGUCCUCCUCAAACUCCCCUGAUGUUUGCUAGUGUAUGUGUUGUAACCCCAACUAUUCUUGAGUGUCAGUUGGCUUGUUUAUCCAUUAAAUAAAAAUUACUUUCUUUCUGAGAUAUACAUUUAUUUGGAUUAAUAAUAAUAAACAAGUUUAUUAGUUGAUGUCUAAAGUGUUACACUGUGUCCUGAUAAAGAAUACACAUUGGAUUGGUAUAUUAUUGUUACAUGGUAUUUGUUAGUACUAGGGCUGUCAAUUUAACGCGUUAAAUUGACAGCAUUAUAUUGAAAAUACCGCUUUAUAAACAUAAUUAAUCAUGCCUUAAGACUGUAAUAAAGAAUCUUCCUUCCAUCACAGCAAUUCAAUCUUAAAGUAGCCUAAGCACAACUCAAGCUGUACAAACAACAAACCAUUCUGACAGCAGACAGAUGAUGAGGAUUCGUUCAAAUACAACUGCAGGGAGUGCAACUCUGAUAUACAUAUAUAUUUGUGUGUAUGUAUGUAUGUGUGUGUAUAUGUAUGUAUAUAUAUAUAUAUACAUAUACAUGUAUACACAUACAUACAUACACACACACAUACACAGUAUCUCACAAAAGUGAGUACACCCC
Molecule: messenger RNA, 7903 nt
Organism: Xyrauchen texanus (razorback sucker)
Lineage: Eukaryota; Metazoa; Chordata; Actinopteri; Cypriniformes; Catostomidae
Product: ERC protein 2-like
Exons: 21
Coding region: 156-3680 (1174 amino acids)
Biological process (GO): maintenance of presynaptic active zone structure; neuromuscular synaptic transmission; regulation of synaptic plasticity
Cellular component (GO): cytoskeleton of presynaptic active zone
Molecular function (GO): structural constituent of presynaptic active zone
Source: RefSeq, a predicted model, not a curated record